Molecule: messenger RNA, 1866 nt
Organism: Notothenia coriiceps (black rockcod)
Lineage: Eukaryota; Metazoa; Chordata; Actinopteri; Perciformes; Nototheniidae
Product: glycogen debranching enzyme
Exons: 10
Biological process (GO): glycogen catabolic process
Molecular function (GO): 4-alpha-glucanotransferase activity; amylo-alpha-1,6-glucosidase activity
Source: RefSeq, a predicted model, not a curated record
UUCCAUCUUCCCUUCCUCCCACCCUCCUCCGUUUUCCUCCCUGUCCAUUCCCCCUUUCUCCUCCUCACUCUGUCCAUAUUUUCUUCACUAUCUCUCCUUUCUCCGCCUUCACCUUAUUCUCUGUCCACCUCCUCUGUCUCUCCUCCUUUCAAUCUAUCAUCUCCCUUUUCUCUUUGCAUCUUCCCUAUCUCUCCCCCUCUCUCAUCCUUUUGCCCUUCUGUCCUCCGCUCCCUCCUUUUCUGACCAUCUCCUCCCUAUUUCUCCUUCUUUCUCCUGCUCCCCACCCCUUUACCUCUCUCGUCCUCAAUCUCUGCCCAUAUCCUUCUCCUAUAUUUGCUCCUUCUCUUCUGUCCAUCUCCUCCCUAUCUCUUCUUCUCUCUUUCCCCUCUUCUGUAUAUCUCCUCUUCCUCCAUUUUCCUUCCUCCUCCUCGCCCUUCACCUCUGUAUGCUGUGUGUUGCUGUGUGUGAUCAGUUCCUGCUGGACGCUGCCCGGACAGUGUGUCCUAACCUGUAUGUGGUGGCUGAGCUGUUCACUGGCAGUGAGGAGCUGGAUAAUGUCUUCGUCACCAAGCUAGGGAUCUCAUCGCUCAUACGAGAGGCCAUGUCAGCCGGGGACAGCCAUGAGCAGGGCCGGCUGGUCCACCGCUACGGGGGAGAGCCGGUCGGGGCCUUUGUUCAGCCCAGCCUCCGCCCACUCAUGCCCUCCAUUGCACACGCCAUGUUCCUUGAUGUUACCCAUGACAACGAGUGUCCCAUACAGCUGCGCUCAGCACUGGACUCCCUCCCCAGCUCAGCGAUGGUGUCCAUGGCCUGCUGUGCUACCGGCUCCACCAGAGGAUAUGAUGAGUUAAUGCCACAUCAGAUCUCUGUUGUGAAGGAGGAGCGAUUUUACCCCAAGUGGAACCCUUCAGCAGCCCCCUCCUCUGGCGGUGAGGUUGGACCUCAGACAGGCAUCAUAGCUGGGAAACUGGCCCUGAAUAAGCUGCACCAGGAGCUGGCCUCACAAGGCUUCAUCCAGGUGUUUGUGGACCAGGUGGAUGCAGAUGUUGUUGCAGUGACUCGCCACUGUCCCAGCACACACCAGUCUGUGGUGGCCGUGUGCAGGACGGCCUUCUGGAACCCACAAACACACAAAUAUGACACCAACAUCCCACCCAUGUUCAUACCUGGAAAAAUAGAGGAAGUGGUGCUGGAGGCCAGGACAGUGGAAAGGCAUGCUGGGAGUUAUAAGAAGGAUGACAAAUACAUCAACGGCAUGCCAGAGUACACUGUGGAAAUAAAGGAGCAUAUAUUGUUACAGGAGAGUACAGUGGUUAAGCAAGCUGGAGUGACUUCUAAAGGUAUAUCAGAGUUUAUGGAGGAAAUCACCUUUCAGAAUUUGACACCUGGCAGCGUCAUCGCCUUCAGGGUUAGUUUGGACCCCAAGGCCCAGAAGCUGGUGGGGGUGCUGAGAUUUUAUCUGACUCAGUUCAGCCCAAAAUACAGGAGAGGCAGUGUAGCAGAUGAACACCUGCCAGAGAUUCUGACCAAACCCCUGGCACAACUGAUGUCCAGGCUGACGUUAGCCGACCUGAACAUCCUGCUUUUCCGCUGUGACGCUGAGGAACAGGAAGAUGGUGGAGGCUGCUACGGGAUCCCAGGAUGGGAGAGCCUCAAAUAUGCUGGACUACAAGGUCUGAUAUCAGUGCUGGCUGACAUCCGUGCCAACAAUGACCUGGGCCAUCCUGUGUGUGGCAACCUCAGACAAGGGGACUGGCUCAUAGACUUUGUCGCCAACAGACUGACACGCAGAGAGGGACAACUGCAACAGGUGAGCAGCCUACAGGGCCACCAAUACAAAAAGACACAUUUCAUUUGUCUCUUCUG